AUGGUCUGCAUCCAACAGCCAGACGGAAGUGUCACUCAGGUCAGCAAGGCAGAGAUUGUAGAACAACUCAACCAGAGUGAGAAGCUCUACAAAGAUCUCAACCAGACUUGGGAAGAGAAGCUGCAAAAUACAGAGCUUAUCCACAAGGAGCGCGAAGCAGCUUUGGAGGAAUUGGGAAUCAAUAUCGAAAAGGGCUUCAUUGGCAUGAGUACCCCGAAGAAAAUGCCCCAUUUGGUUAAUCUUAGCGACGAUCCCCUUCUUGCCGAGUGUUUGGUCUAUAACAUUAAGCCUGGUACCACAACGGUUGGUCAUAUGGAUCAGGGUCAAACCGUCGAGAUCCGAUUGAAUGGAUCCAAGAUCCUUGAGAAGCACUGCACUUUCGAGAAUGCGGAUAAUGUUGUCACCAUUGUACCUGCCGAAGGUGCCGCUAUCAUGGUGAAUGGCUUGCGAAUCGACAAGCCCACACGACUCAAGAGUGGUUUCCGAAUCAUCCUGGGCGAUUUUCAUAUUUUCCGAUUCAACCAUCCCCAAGAAGCCAGAGCCGAACGGGUCGAGCAGAGCUUACUCCGACAUUCAGUCACGACAAGCCAGCUUGGGUCGCCAGCUCCAAACAAAGCCCAUGAUCGAAAUCUUAGCAAGACAGGAUCUGACGUAGAUGCCGAUUCAUCCAGGGCGGAUUCACCCAUGCCCUCACAGCGUAACCGGGAGUCGGACUGGUUCUUAGCCCGCAGAGAGGCUGUCAGUGCUAUGGUUGGACCCGAUCAAAUCUCCAGUUUACCCGAUGAUGAACUGGACACACUGUUGGAGGAUGUGCAGAAGGUUCGAGCCGGACGGCGUGGGCUGCCGGAGGAAGAAGAUUCCGACUCCAUCAGCUCCUUCCCGAUUAGGGACAAGUACAUGUCAAAUGGGACCAUCGACAACUUUUCCUUAGAUACCGCUAUAACCAUGCCAAGCACACCUCGACAGAACGACGACGAUGAAGUCAAUGGCGUCGCAUCACUCAACCAGGCUCGUCAAUAUAUGCAGAAGCAGCUUGAUCGCCGCAAGGAAGAGUACCAAGAAAAACUCAAAACCGUGGGGGCUUCGUCUGACCCAGACUCGCCGGAGCUACGAACCGAGAAAGAGCGAAUGGAGGACGCCCUGCGAACGGCUAAAGAGGAAUUCGAAGAGCAACUGCGCAAACAAAAGGAGUCCUUUGAAACCCACAUCCGAGAUAUGGGUAAGCCAGUCCCUCAAAUUUUCGAAAAUGGCUUUGCCAAGUUGGAUGAACGUGAACUCGGAAUCGCGCGAUCAGUGUACAGCCACUGGUCCCAGCGAAAUUACGUCCGAAUGGCUGAGAAGAUUCUGCAACAUGCCUCCCUUCUGAAAGAGGCACAGAUAAUGAGCCAUAUCAUGGACAAGCAUGUGGUCUUCCAGUUUGCCAUCGUUGACCAUGGUCACAACAUGGAGUCGUCUUACGAUCUCGUUCUGAAUGGAAUUUCCGGCGACGACGACAUCAUGCUUGAUGAGGCCAAGAAGCCUUGUGUUGGUGUUCGAGUCAUCGACUUCAAGCAGUGUGUGAUUCACUUGUGGUCGAUUGAAAAGCUCCAGCGUCGCGUUCAAGCCAUGCGCCAAUUGCACCAAUACAUCGACCGUCCCGACUACAUCCAACACUUCAAACUUGACAAUCCAUUCUCUGAACCCUGCUCGCCCCAGUAUUCUCUUAUUGGUGAUGCCGACAUCCCACUAACGGCCGUGUUCGAAACCCGUGUGCAAGACUUUUCCGUCGAGAUCACCUCGCCAUAUACCCAGAGCGUCGUCGGAAUCGUUCGCCUCUCCCUCGAACCAUCCUCCGCGCAGGCGCCCUCUUCAACCUUGAAAUUUAACGUUGUCAUGCGGGACAUGAUCGGGUUCGCGGAGUGGGAAGGGUCCGAUGUACAUGCACAGUUAUUUGUUCCAGGUAUAUCAGAGGAGGGAGGCGCAACUACAACUCAGAUGAUCAGAGGAUUUGAGGAUGGUCCGGUUCGAUUUGAAAGUGUGCACAGCAUGAGCUUGCCGCUGUCCAGUCCACGGACAGCCGCAUUGAAGGUCUGUGUUUAUGCUGGUGUGACCUCGGUUCAUCUCGACAAGCUUCUUAGUUGGGAUGAUAUGCGAGACUCAGCGGAGCCUUUACCGCAGAAGCGAACUGCUCCUCGAAUUGCCGAGUCGGAAUUUUACUCGGAAGAACGUCACGAUGUCUUUGCGAGAAUUCAAAUACUAGAAAUGGCCGAAUCUGGUGAAUACCUUCCCGUGGAGGUUGUUCAGAGCAGCAGUCUCGAUGCCGGGACAUCCCAGCUUCACCAAGGAUUGCAGCGCCGUAUCUCGGUCAACAUCACGUAUAGCUCGACGGAGAGUCUUCCCUGGGAUGAUAUCAACAACAUCCGCGUUGGUUCUGUCCGCCUCCUCGAUCCGUGGGGCAAGAUCCCAGAUCAGGACUUCCAGACUCCAGACGUCCCCUUGAAAUUUGUUCAAGAUCCGACGGUCAGGGAAAACGCCGACGGAACCUCUCAUGUUACAAUUGUCGGCCAGUGGGACUCAAGUUUACAUGGAUCUCUUUUGCUCGACCGAGUGACCGCAGAAAAAUACCGUGUCCAGGUGACUGUCCGGUGGGAUCUUGUAUCCAGUCGUUUGCAGAACCCGGUCGUUUUCGAGGCAGACCAGACAAUUCAGAUCCAAGGCCGUACUUACGUCCGCCAACAGUCAAUGUUCAAGCAAUUCUGGAACUCGAUCCGUGUUGUGCACUCGACGACUCGCAUGUACUCGCUGGUUAUUCGGCCCAUUUCAGCUAAGCGUGCUGCUGAUCUCUGGCGUAUGAACACACAAAAUGACUAUGUGAAAGGCGAGGAACUGUUGAACACUUGGUCUCCUCGAAAAGUUUCUCUGGUACGCGACUACAUUGCCAACCGCAAGCGCCGGCAGCGUGUGGCAGAGCUUCAUGCUGCCCGAGGCGCUCUCAGCGCGGGCUGUCUCGUUCCAUCGCUGGCUCGUAGUGGCAGGUCAACUCCAAUGCGGGGGGCCGAUCUCAAUGAGCGCAAGUCCAAACUACUCCGAAAGUAUCUUGAUCUGUGGUCGCUCAAGCAGGACCCAACAGAAGCGAUCCUCAUCCGGAGCAACACCGAACCCCCUUCGGACGGAGCGGCGCAUAUAAAGCGCCCGGAUACCAACGGCCUCUCUGACAAACUUUCCCUCAAACCUCGUUUCACAGCCACCAUCCAAACUCUUCCCAAAGCCCCCGACGCCUUAAAAACGGGGUACGUGCUUACGCCUGAUGAUACCAACAGCGUUUGGGUGCGUCGUUUCGUGGAGCUUCGCCGGCCGUACCUCCAUAUCUACUCGGUCCCAGAGGGAGACGAGAUCAACGCCAUCAACCUGCGCAAUGCGCGUGUCGACCAUGCGCCCGACUUCGCAAGACUACUAGACGGCUCAGGAGCUGGAGCCGACCGUUCGCUGUCCGCCAAGGGCCGACCGAAUGUGUUCGCAGUCUAUGGAACCCAGAACACUUUCCUCUUCGCCACUCGCACCGAGGCACAAAAGGUGGAAUGGAUCUUGAAGAUAGACGAGAGCUACUUCAACAGCAACAGCCCCAGACCCCCCGCCAAUGGCGACUAA
Messenger RNA from Penicillium mononematosum, 3627 nucleotides. RefSeq names its product kinesin-3 motor protein uncA. The coding region runs from base 1 to 3627 and encodes 1208 amino acids. The record is from RefSeq and is a predicted model, not a curated record. The transcript has a single exon. Gene Ontology annotation, biological process: regulation of protein localization. Gene Ontology annotation, molecular function: cell adhesion molecule binding. Gene Ontology annotation, cellular component: adherens junction. Lineage: Eukaryota; Fungi; Ascomycota; Eurotiomycetes; Eurotiales; Aspergillaceae.